Messenger RNA from Carcharodon carcharias (great white shark), 2598 nucleotides. RefSeq names its product RAD50 interactor 1 (gene rint1). The coding region runs from base 182 to 2383 and encodes 733 amino acids. The transcript has 13 exons. Gene Ontology annotation, cellular component: Dsl1/NZR complex. Gene Ontology annotation, biological process: regulation of ER to Golgi vesicle-mediated transport; endoplasmic reticulum to Golgi vesicle-mediated transport; retrograde vesicle-mediated transport, Golgi to endoplasmic reticulum. The record is from RefSeq and is a predicted model, not a curated record. NCBI's taxonomy places the organism in Eukaryota, Metazoa, Chordata, Chondrichthyes, Lamniformes, Lamnidae.
AAGCAGUACUCAGGGGAGAUGUGCCUACUCAGUAGCCCAUCUUGCACACACUGUCUACAGUGUAAAUAAACCAGUUUGAAGUAACUACCUCAGGCAGGCUACCAUCCCUCUAGAUAAGAUACACCACAUCGCCAGUACGUGAAACUGCUAGCUUUGAUUCACCCAGUUCGGUUGAAGGGUCAUGAGGACUGAAACGUCAACUCUUUUCUUCUCCGCCGAUACUGCCAGACCUGCUGAGUUUUUCCAGGUUCUUACUGUCUCAUCUGAAGUACCAAAGAAAAUUGAAAAUGCAUACAAGAAUGCUGAAAACUCCAAAAGAUUACUGAGUAACUUACUUGAGAAAAACACAACCUUAACUAAAUCCAUCAGCAGUCAUCUAGUAACAGCCCAACCAUGGAUGGAAGAGCUGAAGGUGUUGAUUGGUCAGAUUGAGGACAUUGAGCGACACCUUUGGUACUUGAAAUGGAUUUCGCAAAUAGAGGAGUUAAGUGAUUGCAUUCAGCAGCACCUCAUGACAAAUAGUGUAUCAGAUGCUGCCAAUACCCUGGUUUCCAUGGCAGAAUUAGAUAUAAAGCUUCAAGAAUCAUCUUGUACUCAUCUACUCAACUUCAUAAGAUCCACUGUCAAAUUCUGGCACAAAAUUCUCAAGGACAGACUAACCAAUGAUUUUGAAGAAGUCUUAAAACAGCUGCAUUGGCCUUUGAUUGGACCUCCACAGUCCCAGAUUCCUGCACUGGCCUCAGUUGCAAACUCAGCCGAGCUCAACAACAACCUGGGAACACUGUUCAUUCAACUUCUUAAGUUACAGACGUCAGAUGAACUAGUAACUAAACAAAAACAGCUACCAGAGAAGUAUGAAGUUCCUCCUUCCUUACCCAUUGCAAUUCCCAUACAGCUCAUGCUACUGCCACUACAGAAGAGAUUUAAAUACCACUUUUCUGGGAACAGACAAACAAAUAUGCUAAACAAGCCAGAGUGGUACCUGACACAAGUACUAAUGUGGAUUGGAAACCAUAUUAAGUUCUUUGAAGAGAAAAUUCAGCCCAUCAUAGAUAAAACAGGCUCCUCUUUGGAUGCCAAGCUGGAGUUCUCACGGGGUCUGGUAAUGCUGGUUUUGGAGAAGAUGUCUGCUGAUAUUCCCAGGCUCCUCUAUGAUGAUAGCCUGUUUUGCCACAUGGUAGAUGAAAUAUUGUUGUUUGAAAAGGAGCUGUAUAGUGCCUAUGGCUAUCCCAACAACCUCCCAAGCUGCAUGCACAUCCUUUCAGAAGAGACCUGCUUUCAGAAAUGGUUGACAGUGGAAAGAAAAUUUGCCUUAGAAAAGAUGGACUCUGUCUUAUCUUCAGAAGCUGCAUGGACAUCCCAGUAUAAGGACAUCGCUGAUGUAGAUGAGAUGAAAGCUCCAGAUUGUGCCGAAACAUUCAUGACACUUCUUCUCGUUAUUACAGACCGGUACAAGGGCCUUCCUACAGCAGCCCGAAAACUACAGUUUUUAGAACUACAGAAGGAGCUGAUUGAUGAUUUCAGGAUUCGUCUAACUCAAGUGAUGAAGGAGGAGACCCGUUCUCCUCUAGGAUCCCGUUACUGUGCCAUUCUAAAUGCUGUCAACUAUAUAGCAGCAGUGUUAGCAGAUUGGGCAGACAAUGUGUUCUUCUUGCAGCUUCAGCAAGCAGCACUCGAGGUUUGUGGAGCGAGCAACACCAUGACUGAGUUACAACUUGGGCAGCUGGCCUCUCUUGAAAGCUCUGUCUUUGAUAAUAUGAUUGAUUUGCUAAAGCGCCUGCGAUAUGACAUGUUGACACGACAAGUAGAGCAUGUCUUUAGAGAAGUGAAGGACAAAGCAAAACCUUACAAGAAGGAAAGAUGGUUGUUUUUGCCAUCUCAGUCAGACCAAGCAGUGAUGUGUCUGUCUAGUUCAGCUUGUCCAAUGUUACUGACUCUACGAGACCUAUUGUUGCAGUUGGAGCAGGAACUGUGUCACUCGCUUUUCAAAUCUUUUUGGCAAAUGCUUGCUGAGAAGCUGGACUUGUUCAUCUACCAGGAUAUUAUACUGGCAAAUCACUUCAAUGAAGGUGGAUCAGCACAGCUGCAAUUUGACAUGACUCGGAAUCUUUUCCCACUGUUUGCCCACUAUUGCAAAAGACCAGAAAACUACUUCAAGCAAGUGAAAGAAGCUUGUGUCAUCCUGAAUCUGAAUGUGGGUUCGGCUCUGUUGUUACGAGAAGUGCUACAAACUGCUUCUGGCAAUAUGACUGAUGCAGUUGCCUACUCUGAACAGCCCACCGCAGUAGCAGCUUUGAAUGAAAUUGGAGUUUAUAAACUGGCCCCACAAGAUGUUGAGAUCCUGUUGAAUCUAAGGACAAACUGGCCAAGUACAGGCAAAUAAAUGAACCAUUGAUUAGAUGGAACAUCACUGUUGCAUUUAAAAAUGAAGCAUAUAAUUGAUGUGACUCAACAGUGGUGUGUUUAGAAGGAUAAUGAGAAGAGGAGAUGGACGUAAAUGGACAUGAAUCAAACUUGUGAAUUAAGCAAUGACUAGAAAUGCCAAUCCAGAAUGUUCUGUGUUAAGUCCUAUUGAAUUAAAAAUUAUUGUACUAAAAA